Molecule: messenger RNA, 384 nt
Organism: Tremella mesenterica DSM 1558
Lineage: Eukaryota; Fungi; Basidiomycota; Tremellomycetes; Tremellales; Tremellaceae
Exons: 2
Coding region: 1-384 (127 amino acids)
Source: RefSeq, a predicted model, not a curated record
AUGAUUAUCCCAACUUCAUCAUCCACACCAAUCUCAAUAAAUCCAACUUUCACACUUUUACCUCGUCUAAACAUUCUUUCAUCUUAUUCCACCUCCACCUCAUCAUCUACGACAACAUCAACCACCGUAACAUUCACAACCUCAACCUCAACUUCUAGUCUACCAACGUCAAGUAUUUCAUCUACUUUUUCAUCAUUAGUAUCUUCGAAUAAUCCUUCUUCUACCCCUCUACCGACUCAAAAGGGAGAAACGUACAAUGUUCAAGAUAUACCUAUAAUACCGGAUGAUAACCAUGUGAUCACUACUGGUACUCCUGAGAUGUACGAUGUGGGAUAUGCAGCUGAGGCAAGUACGACUUAUGUUAGAUUUUCUUAUGCACCGUGA